UUGCGAGUUCGACGAGCCUCUCGACGACUCCGUUAUUAUUAGCCGUCUGCUCCGUUGACAUAUGAGACAAACAGCAGGAUGUCGAUGUGCGGGGCCGCGUGGAUGAGCCCUGCUCGUGAACUACUCUCGUCCGUUGCGGUUUUGGUAGAAUCAGAGUGUCGUACGCGGUGUCAUUGGCCACGUUGAUCGCGGGUUGUUUUGCGAGGCUUCGACGACGUGCGACAUUUACAUAUAUCUCGCGACAUCGAGACAGUGCAGCCGAUCUACCAGUCGGGAUCUCAGCCUUUGACGGUCGGAGAUAAAUUGUUAUUUGGGCUGACUAUUAGUAUCGAUCGGUGAAUAUCCUGCUUCACGGGGUUGCGACAGAUAUCUCGUUUGACCUGUUCAUCUUGGUUGUCACGCUACUAUCAUUGUCAGAGCAAUACUGCCUAUAGCUAUUGUCAAAUGAUCAGGUAGAAAUUGUAUCCUGAAAAUGUCGGGUGGAGAGAGGAAGAAAAGAGGAACCGAUCGAGGCCAUGGAUGGGAGGAGGCUGGUGCCGAAUUCUAUCAGGAGAGCUAUCCAGUGGCCAUAGAAGCUGAUCUGCAACAGGCGCUGCAGAGAGAUCCCUCGCACAUAGCGACUUUGCUUCCUAGCAAGAAGUCUCGCGUUGCCACAGCAAAACGAAUUCGCAAUGAUACAAAGACUACAUUGAGGAGACGCACAAGUACUAGAUCUCGCGGUACCACGACCUCAAGGCGUAUGUCGACCAAUGUACACGAUGUGACUGUAUCAAUGUUACCAGAUCUAUCGGAAAACUUGUCCAACGAGGAGCGCACUUGGGAGGAAAUCAUGCAAAUCAAGGCUAUGCCCGUAUGCAUGUCUCAAAAAAUACAACUGAAGAACCAGCUACAGAGUGCCACGAAGCUAAGACUCCAAGGUUUUGAACAGCUAAAAUGGCAGCGCAGGAAAGCUUGGCAACAAUUUCGCAUCAGGAUGAAAGAAGCUUACCAAAAGAUGGAGCUGUGGAACGUCUGUCUCAAGAAGAUUGGCGGAAAUUUUGGGAUGGGCGUAGUAGCGUAUUUCUUAUUUAUCAAAUGGUUGCUAUAUCUGAAUCUGCUUUUGUUCGCGAUUGUAUUCCUGCUAAUAAUAUUGCCAGCAAUAGUGCUGAAGGUACCAGAGGACGAAACGUGCUCAUCUAGUGAUGCCGCUAGUGUGGCUUGUUGUUCCGAGUUGUAUAGGAACAACACCGUCGAUAUAUACCUAGGCAGAAAUAUAUCUAAAAUCAUGCAAGAUGGAGGAGCAUUAGAUUGCCUUCUGAUGUUCUACGGUUCAUACACGCACAAGAUCUAUGAGAAUGGCAAUUUAUAUUACAAUUUGCCGCUGUCCUAUAUCUGCGCUAUCAUUAGCGUUUUCAUAGUUAGUCUGGUGGCGAUUGUACGAUCAGCAGCGAAAGGUUUCAGAGAGAGGGUCGUAGAGGGCGAGGGUCAGUUUUAUCGAUACUGCAAUUUGAUAUUUGGUGGCUGGGAUUACUGUAUUAAUAAUGAAAGAUCCGCCUCCAUAAAGCAUAAAGCACUAUAUAACGAGAUGAAAGCGUUUCUCGAGUCGGAAAGAUUAGAAGAGGAGCGGCGAAACCGCACGACCGAAGAGGAGACGAAAUUGUUCUUCAUGCGUCUGUUCGUUAAUCUUAUAAUAUUAACGAUAUUAGGCGGUUGCGGCUUAUUCGUUUAUUAUAUUAAUGAUCUCUCAUUCACUUAUCUGUCAACGCACGAGCACAGUUACGAUUUAUUCAUUCUGUUCUACGAAUUCCUUCCGUACAUAUGUAUCAUCGGACUUAACGUAACGGUGCCAUUUCUGUUUCGCUAUUUGGUCGCUCUAGAACAUUACAAUCCAUCGUACGUCGUUGAAGUGACGCUAUACAGAACCAUGUUUUUCAGAUUCGCUUCCCUCGCCGUUCUAUUAACGUCCUUGUACAAUCUCAUCGGGAACAAAGUUCCGCCUGACCAGUGCACCUACAGAGAGAAAAAACAGCUACUUUGCUGGGAAUCGUUUGUGGGUUUUCAGUUCUUCAAACUUCACUUUGUUGAUGUGACCAUGCAAGUGUUGAUGACGCUCUUCAUCAAUUUCCCACGCUCGCUAAUCGCGCGUUAUACCGAGAACAAGGUUUUGCGCUUCGUCGGUGAGCAAGAGUUCGAUUUGCCCAAGCAUGUGCUGGAUAUCUUCUACUUGCAAACGAUUUGCUGGCUCGGUUGUUUCUUUUUCCCGCUAAUGCCCUUGUUUGCCGUGCUCGGAACGUCCAUGUUGUUUCACUUGAAGAGAUUUAUUUGCCUUUACGUCAGCACACCGUCGAACAAGAUUUACCGUGCCAGCAGAUUAAAUUGCAUGUUCAUGUUCAAUCUAUUGUUAUGCUUUAUUCUGGCGAUGAUACCGGUCGGCUACUCCAUUGCGGAAAUCAUGCCGUCAAAAUCCUGUGGGCCGUUUCGAGGGCUGGAGUCUGUGUGGUCGUUACUGACCAUGACGUUCUCGCAGUUCCCCAAUUGGCUGCAGUCAGCUGUGUCCUUCCUGGGUACCGCUGGCUUUGGUAUACCGGCGUUCGUUAUUCUCUCUUUGCUUCUCUAUUACUAUUACGUAAUGUGGCUGGCAAACAAGCAUAUGGUGACGGUGCUGAAGAACCAAUUGGUAUUGGAAGGCCACGAUAAACAGUUCUUACUGAACAGGCUCAGCGCUUUCAUUAAGCAGCAACAAGAUCAGAAUAAAUUUCAUCAGGAACAGACCAAUGAGUUAGGCACGUUUCAACAUGUAUAAAUAGUAUAAAAAUUGAUUUGGUAUUCUUAUGGAUGUACAAAUUUAGUGCGAACAUUUUUACCGCGUAACCGUGAAUCGGUGAACGUCGGUUUCGAAUGCAUCGCUUGCUCGAGAUUUUUAUAGGUUUUACUUGUGAAACGUAAGACUGUCGACUUUGUCUUCUUUAUAUACACAAGUGGCACUUAUACAAUACAUUUUGAUAUUUUAUCGAAUUGGAUAGAAGUUAUUGAGGAACAAAGAGAAAGCUCUUACAUAUUGUCAGUAUUUUACAUAGACUGAUUUUCAUAAAUUUUAUACAAACUGAUUACUUAUUUUAGAUUUGGACGUACUAUAAUCACUGCCACAAACGUUAGUUUCCGAGAAUUUUUAGAUAAGUUUCUAAAACUUGCAUUUAAACGGGACAUAUCUCACAUUGUAGGAAACUCAAUCUCUUGGAUAUGAAAAUGCACAUCUGAGAGCAUGGUACAAAGGAAAAAAAAAGAAACAUGACAUUGUGCAAGUAUUACAAAUUAUAAGGAAAAUCGCGAAUUUAUUUCAGUUUUCAUUAAUUCUGUAUAAUUUUACAGAUAUCUAUAAAUCAUAUAGAUCCUACAUACAUGUAACAUUAAAGAAAAUCUAUUUAAACGUAAUCUCUUUGUCAGGAAUGAUAUAUAUUAUAAGCUAACACGCUUCUCAUCGUAGAACUCUGUAAUAUUACUCCAUAUAUAGGUUUUCUAGAACCUAUGAGAAAUUAUUUUACUAGUCAUAUAGUAAUGUCGGAAAAAAUCAGAGAUAUUUUAUUAUAUUAUUUCGUUAUCUCGAGGCUUUAAUAAUUUAGGAUAUAGGAAACGAACGAAUACAAGAAUUUUUGUAAUUCCAUAUAUAUAUAUAUAUAUAUAUAUAUAUAUAUAUAUAUAUAUAUAUAUAUAUAUAUAUAUAUAUAUGAUAUCUAUACAUUCAGAAUUUUAAUUGUAGAAAUCUCAUAUACCUCAGUAUUGUUAUAUAACGCCAAAGAUAAUUCAGGUUGAAAUUGUAAUAAUUUAUUUCAUUUAUUUUUAUUUAAUAUAUAUAGCAUAACAUAUAGCAUUAACACGAGAUAUUGCGAACAAAUUCUUUUAUUGUACUUCUCUUAAGAUACGCACAUCUUCAUACAUUAUCAUUAACUCUAUACAACACGGAAAUGAAAAUGUUUUCCAUAUUUUAAUGCAUGUUUAGAAGUCAAUUCCGUGAAAGCACACACGAUACACGCUAUCGCAAAUCAAUCAGAUUCUUUGGCCUAAAUAACUCAAUGCACAUAUACUGCGUAAUGAAAAAAUUUAUUUUGUAAAUCUUACAUUUGUAUAACUAAAAUAGCUCACCCUAGAUGAUCAACAAUAUUGAGCGUUUAGGAGUUGCUUAAGAUAGCAUGUAUGACUGCUCGGAUACAUCCUUCCUUAAAUUAUGAUAGAUAUUAUAAGCUCUAUCGACGGCACUAUAUAAAAAAUGCAUUUAAUGUAAAAUGGAAUAUGAAAUCAUAUAAAACAUAUAAUCCUAUGUAAAACAGAUUUACGUCCCCUAAGAAGUCUGCAGAGUACAUUUAUUAUGCAGAACGAAUUGUACUAUCAUAUUAAACGAAACAAGUCCACAAAUAUCUAAACAGGUAACUGCGUGUUUCUUUGAAUGUCACUGCUAAUUAGGCUAUAAUAUUACCACCACCCAGUCUCAUUACGCAUCUUAUAAUUAAUCAUAGAAUUCUUAUGCUCAUUGUCAUAGAUUAUAUGGGUAUUUGUGGUGUAACCAUCCAACUAUGAUGCUGUAAAAAUAAAUCUGUUGUAC
Solenopsis invicta (red fire ant) is the source of this 4576-nucleotide messenger RNA. RefSeq names its product transmembrane channel-like protein 7. Gene Ontology annotation, molecular function: mechanosensitive monoatomic ion channel activity. The record is from RefSeq and is a predicted model, not a curated record. Lineage: Eukaryota; Metazoa; Arthropoda; Insecta; Hymenoptera; Formicidae. Bases 473 to 2782 code for a protein of 769 amino acids. The transcript has 5 exons. Gene Ontology annotation, cellular component: plasma membrane.